GCAGCAGUCGGUCACACUUCACUUGCAGAAGAAGGGACGUGAAAGCAGGGCAGCAUCAAUGUCUCUCUCUUCGCUCCUCUCUCUUGAAAGUGUAUAUAUACACCUAUACACUCACCGCUCUUCCCACGCUCACACCACGUUCAGAAGUUUAAAUUUUCGCAACCGCCUCCGCCUGAGCAAAUAUCAGAGCAGAACUGUGAUCUUCCACAAUCCAGAGCUGUCAAAUCAUCGCUAUUAUUUAGCCGGUAAAAUCUGUGGAAACAGCUCGAGAUUAUUCCAGAAGAAGAGUUCAAGAAGCCUCAAGUUGCUGGUGCUUGUAAGAACAUGUCAGCCAAGGGAGGAUUUGUAUCUGAAGCGUCUAGUUCGAUGAUGGAGCCGUUGGCUGAUUCGAAAAUGGAUCCUGCACAGUCAGAUGGUGAUGGUGCUGUUAGCUGCAGGAAGUCCAAGGAUAUAGCAGGGAGCAGUGCUCCAAAGACCUGGGAUUCUCACAAUCCUAAUCUUAAAGCUUGGAGCCAUCCAGAUGUAGUUCAGAAGCUAUGUAUGCUUAGUAAUGGAGGAUCAGGAAGUGCUUCUGGCUGUAGGAAAAAGCUAAUUGCUGAUUCCAUGGAUGAUACUAAGGGAAACAAACUCGAUAAUCCUGAUGUUGUCAGCAAGAAUGAUGAUGAUGAUGAUGAUUCGGUGGAUGAUACUGAUGAGGUUGUCAACAAGAGUGAUGAUGAUGAUGACGACGACGACGGUGAUGCUGAUGAUUCCAUGGAUGAUACUGAUGACGAAGAUUUAAGUGAUGACUUUGAUUCAGAUUCGAGCCAAAAAAGCCAUGAAACUCGCAAGAAGUGCAAAUGGUUUAAGAAUUUCUUUGAGAGUUUGGAUGCUUUAAGCUUUGAAGAGGUAAAUAACCGGAAGAGGCCAUGGCACUGCCCUGCUUGCCAGUUCGGUCCAGGAGCUAUUAACUGGUACCAAGGUCUGCAGCCCCUGAUGACACAUGCCAGAACAAAAGGUAGGAAAAGGGUGAAGCUUCAUAGGGAGUUUACAGAGCUCUUGGAAGAGGAGUUGCGCCGGAGGGGAGCACCAGUUAUUCCAGUUGGUGAAGCGUUUGGAAAUUGGAAAGGGUUAAUGGAUGACGAGAAAGACCAUUUGAUAGUCUGGCCUCCAAUGGUUGUCAUCAUGAAUACCAGGCUUGAGCAAGACUUCAGGGGCCAGUGGGUUGGCAUGGGCAAUCAAGAGCUUCGUGACUACUUCAGCUCUUAUGGUCCUUUUAAGCCUCGGCACUCCUAUGGUCCACAGGGGCAUCGGGGAAUAAGCAUUCUGAUUUUUGAGAGCAGCGCUGGUGGUUAUGUAGAAGCUGAGCGUCUCCAUAGACAAUUUGUGGAGCAAGGUUCUGACAGAAGAGCUUGGGAAAGUGGUCGCCGGGUUUUAUUUUGUUCGGGUGGGAAACGUCAACUUUAUGGUUACAUGGCAGUGGAGGAAGACUUGGAGUACUUCGAUCAGCAUUCACACGGAAAAUCUAAGGUGAAGUAUGAUUUGAAAUCAUAUGAAAAGAUGUUCGUGAACCAAAUCAAGCAUAUGACUGAGGCCAAUCAACAACUUAGCUGGUUCAGAAACAAGGCUGCAAAACAAGAAACACGUUCAAAAGCUCUUGAAGAAAUUAUAGUAACUGUUAGUACGAAGCUGCGAAAAACGUUGGAGGAAAACCGUAUUGUGAAACAAAGAUCCAAAGUUCAGCAUGAGCAAAACAAGGAAGAGCUUGAUUUCCAAGAGCAAUUUUUCAAGAACCAAAUCAGCAGUAUCAAUGAAGCUAGGGAUGAAAGAGAAGCGAAUUUUGAGAAGUUGCAGCUAGAGGAGUGUGAGAAGAUUGGAGACGUAGAUGUCAAUCCUUCAAACAUAGAGCAAUACAAACAGAGGGUGGAGGAAAUCGCAAAUCGCAUUCAGUUACAAGGCGAAGUGAUGAAAGACUUUGUUGCAGACAGGGAGAAGCUGAUAAAAGUGCAAGAGGAUAAGAUUGCUGCUACGAAGCGGAGGUACUGGGAGGAAAUGAUGGCGCUCGAAAACGCAUUUGAUGCUGAACUUGCUCAGCUUAGGGGGAAGUAUGCACCACAAAGUAGCGUAGUUGAAGGUUAAGGAUAUAAUAAGGCUUGAAAUAUAUAAAGUAUCAUAUGCGUGGCCUUUGUAUGGAGAUCUAAGGGCACCAUUGCAGUUGCCCUAAUGUAGUAUGGCUUAAAAACUCAAGUGCAGUUAUAAUAUUAUUAUCAGCUUCUUUACUUUAUAUACCUCUUGCCCAUUU
Molecule: messenger RNA, 2281 nt
Organism: Tripterygium wilfordii
Lineage: Eukaryota; Viridiplantae; Streptophyta; Magnoliopsida; Celastrales; Celastraceae
Product: protein SUPPRESSOR OF GENE SILENCING 3-like
Exons: 6
Coding region: 325-2118 (597 amino acids)
Biological process (GO): defense response to virus; regulatory ncRNA-mediated gene silencing
Source: RefSeq, a predicted model, not a curated record